Nezara viridula (southern green stink bug) is the source of this 3042-nucleotide messenger RNA. Lineage: Eukaryota; Metazoa; Arthropoda; Insecta; Hemiptera; Pentatomidae. The record is from the annotation of a GenBank genome assembly.
CAACCAUCCGAGUCAAGACUAACUAACCCUCGAUACCUUUCGUCUCUUUCUGUAAAAAAUUGACGAAUUGUUACGCAGCCGAGGAAAUAAAGGACAAGGAAACUGAUAGAAUUUUAUUUUAAUUUUAAGUUGGAAUGGAGUCCUCAUUCUAGGGGAAGACAAUUUAGCAUUAGUAGUAAUUAAAGAUGUAUUAUUUUCAAUAAGAUCACCACAAUGAAGAUCUUUAUUGCCAUAACAGCGCUGCUCCUAGGUAUAGCAGAAGCAGCAGGACCAGUGUAUAGCACAGUAGUAUCUAUUAAACCAUCAAGUGUCAAAGAAAAUGAAAUCCUCACAACACAAACUGUUUAUGGUUUCUUGGAUUUUACAACAACAAUAGCUAAUACUGUAAUGAUUUUCUCACCUCAAAGCCAGAAAGAAGCUGAAAUAAAACCUACAUCAGUGAAAAAAAUUGAACAAACUAAAUCAAUACAAGUAUCAAGUGUAGUCCAAAUAAAGACUCAACUUCCAGGUUCACCUAAAAUUGAGAGUUCAGAAAAACAGGCCGCAAACAAUAAAAAAAUUUCUCCUACUAAAACCAGAAUUGAAGUUUCAAAAAAAGUACAAGAAGAAAAACAAGUUAAAAACACACCAAAGAUCAUAAAUACAAAUGUCCAAACAAAAAUAUCUAAAGCCAAAGAACUGAGUGUGGAUUCUGUAAAGCGAAAUGUGCAGCCUACAGUUUUAUUAAGUAAAAGCAGUCAUAAAAAAGAAAGUGUUAAAGAUGAAAAUGAAAAUAAAGUAGAACUUUUGGAAUCUGAUCUUCUUUCAAAACAACCAUCGGAGAAUGUAGGUGAAACAUACAAGAUAGUUGAAGGUGGCCCUGCUACAAAAGUACGGAAUGAGCCCACAGGUUUAGUAACAAAACUUGGAGGAACAGUUGUGAAGGAUGGUGUUACGACGGUACAUGAAACAAGUGUUAUAGGCACUUAUAUUUCAGGAAAAUACGCACAAGUGUUAAAAGCUACUUCUCAUGUAAUUCAAAAACCAUCGCCUAGCAAAUCCCAUCACAAAAAAACACAGGUAGAGCCAAGUCAACUUGAAGAUAGUCUUCCCUUAGAAGCUUUAUUUUCUACUCCUGUGGGACAAAAUCUAGUGAGACACACACGUAGACCUGCUGUUCAACCACCAUUUAAAAACAGAAUUCAAAGAACAAAAGUUCAAGAAACAACAGAACAUAAAAAGAAGCAGACAAGGCCCUUCAAGUUAUCACACAACAGAUUCAGCCGACCCACUACUACUUCAGAGGUGCCUACAGUAUCUGUUUUUACUGAAAGUGCUACUCCUGUCAGGAGAUUUCAUAGGCAAAGAUCAGCAGGGGUUUCAUCUUCCGUAAUAAGUAAUAAUAUUGACAGUGGUUCCAGGAGAUUUAAGCCUAAACCUACUAGUGUUAGUAGUGAAGCAACCACUAGCUUAUACAAGUUUAAGUUAGCUAGACCUCAAGGUAGAUGGCAAUAUAAGACCACACCAAAACCAAGAGUAGCAAUUAGGAGGCAGGAUGAAGAUGUAAUACAAUCAACACCAGCUACACCAGAAUUGGAGCACAGCGAACAACAGCCUGAACCAUCUGAUUCACCAACUACUUCCACAGCAACUCCUAGCUUAUCAGUCCAAACAAUCAAAGUAGAAAUUUCUACACCAGCAAACUUCAGCAAUGCAUAUUAUGAAAUUGCAACAAUUAAAUCACCCUACACUUUUCAGGUAGGAACAGUAAAAAAUACAAGGUACAUUACUUUGACAUCAACAUUUGAAAAAUUACUGGAAGUUUCAUCUCCACCAACAGCUACAGAACCACUAACUGAAAAUAUUUUAACUUCAACACCAGUAUUUGAAAAGGAAGCUCCAAUUGUUACACUUCCAAUGAUUGCUAUAGCUGGUAGUGAGACAAUACCAUUGGAGACAAUGACAGAUAUCUUCAGUACAAGUGAAAUAUUACUAAAAACACAUCUUCUUCCUGUUGUGAAGGAUAGUAAUACAACAACAAUAACGUUGGUACAAACUUAUGAGGUUACUAAAGUAGUAAGUGCAACCAAAACUUUGCCACCUACUGAACUUUUCCAGUUUAUCCCAAGUAAAACCUUAAAUGAGUUUAAUACUAGGCUUGAUGAAGCUGGAUCUGAAUUACAUUUAGAACUAGAUUUUGGCGAUAAUGAUAACAGCGAAGAACAGCAUUCAGUAACUAUGCUUCCCGAAGUUUCUAAUGUUACAGAAAUAACAUCCUUACCUAUCCCUCUUCCAACUCCUCAAGAACAAUUGACUCCUGAAAAACUUCAACAAUUAGCAUUCUUAAGAUUCUUGAAUCCUAAUCAACCACCCGUUGUAACUUCUACACCUUUCAUUAGUAUACAAACUCUUUAUGAUACUCAUGUAAUUCCAGUAUUUAAUGGACUAAGUACAGUACUGAGCACUAUCUCUCGACCAAUAAAGACAAUCACAAAUACUCAAUAUAUGACAAAUACUAUACCUAUUCCAAGUUUACCAUUGCCUCUUUUCCCUACACCACAACCACAACCAUUGAUAACUUCAAGCCCUAUAAUAACACAAACUGUUAUAACUGAAACUGAUUCAAAAGUAUUGAAGUUGACAUUUGGAGCCAAGACCGCCUACACAACUUUGUAUUCAACCAGAGUCAUCCCUACUCUUCUCACAACCUAUCAUACAACUCAGCUUCCCAUACAACCUACUGUAGCACCAUUCCCAUCUUUCUUUCCUCCUUUCAAUCCAUUUUCUUUUGUUGGGUGAUUAUGAUAAAACAGAAACAAUAUUUUAAAUAAUACACGCCUAAGCAAUGGUUUCAAAUGUGUACAUACUGUAUGAAUAAAGUUGUAUUUAUCUGCAGACCAUGUUCUGAGUAAUUUAGAACAGAUGACUUCAAUAAUGAAUUGGUUCAUUAAGAAAAAUAAAUGUCAACUUUUGUAAAUAUUGUUAAUAUGUUUAUUUUUUAUAAAAGUAACAACUAUGUGCAGUUCUGUAAUAUAAAAGAAAUAAAUUAAAAAUAUUUUUAUU